Molecule: messenger RNA, 3441 nt
Organism: Elgaria multicarinata webbii
Lineage: Eukaryota; Metazoa; Chordata; Lepidosauria; Squamata; Anguidae
Gene: ITGA3
Product: integrin subunit alpha 3
Exons: 26
Coding region: 125-3310 (1061 amino acids)
Biological process (GO): integrin-mediated signaling pathway; cell-matrix adhesion; cell adhesion mediated by integrin
Cellular component (GO): integrin complex; external side of plasma membrane
Molecular function (GO): integrin binding
Source: RefSeq, a predicted model, not a curated record
CUCUAGGCGCUGCAACCAACAGCCUUUCCCCCCCCAGCAAGCAAAGUAACUAACCAGGCGACCGACCCACACUGAUCACGGAAGCGCACAGUCAACCGGCAGAAAGAAACUGACCAGACCCGAGAUGGCUCCUAGUCGAUUUCAGCUUUCCAGAAUCUCUAGGCAAAGAAGCCGGCUUUGGAGGCAGAACGCGCUGCUUUUAGGGUGUAGCCUGUGGCUUUCUCUUUGCCCCCUAAGAUGUGAUGCUUUCAACUUGGACACUAAAUAUUUGGUCAUCAAGAAAGGCAAGACUCCAGACAGUUUCUUUGGACUCUCGGUGGCUCUGCAUCAUCAAACGAACCCGGAAAGAUACCUGCUGCUUACCGGAGCUCCCCACGAUGAGGCUGUAGGAAUGGUGAAUGCCACGCGGACGGGCGCCAUGUACGCUUGCCCUUUGAGUUCAGCCACGGACGACUGCGCCCGAGUGAACAUCGAGGUGCCAAGUAACCCUCAAAGUAAUAUUGUUGAAAACAUGUGGUUAGGGGUGACCGUGGCAAGCCAGAGAGCACCACCUGGGAGAGUGAUGGCUUGUGCUCACCGGUACACCAGGAUCUUGAAGUCUGGGCUUGAGCAACAGAGGCGCAUGGUGGGGAAUUGUUACAUUCGUGGCAAUGACCUGACCCUCCAUGCAGAAGAUGAGUGGCAGGCGGACCAUAUUGAGAUGUGCAAUGCUAACUUGGACUUUGAAGACACGGGCAUGUGCCAGAUGGGCAUCAGUGGUGGCUUCACCGCCAACACGGUUUAUUUUGGAGCUCCUGGUGCUUACCGUUGGCAAGGCACCGAUUACAUGAUCCACCGAGAGAAGUGUGAACAGUUUUGUGAGCAGAAAGAUUUUUUCUACCCAGAUCAGAAGAAUGCCUACAGCUAUUUGGGAUAUUCCAUUGAGGCAGGCGCUGCUGUGCUGCACGAACAAGAGAACACCAUAAUCACAGGAGCUCCCCGCAAUAAUCACAUUGGGGCCGUCUUCUUGAUGGCAAAUGAUAAUAUACGGACCUUUCAGAACAAACUGAUGAUUUCCGGGGAGCAAGUUGGGUCCUAUUUUGGCAGUUCCAUUGCUCUGGCUGAUCUCAACAAGGAUGGGUGGCAGGACCUGAUUGUUGGAGCACCAUACUACUUCGACCGGAAAGAGGAGAAGGGCGGGGCUGUUUACGUGUACAUGAACCUUGGAGGAACGUUCCACUCUAGCCCCAACAUUACCCUGACCGGCCCGAGCAAUUCUUCAUUCGGCCUUGCUGUGGCCAACAUCGGAGACGUUGACAAAGACGACUUCCAAGAUAUCGCCAUUGGGGCUCCUUUUGAAGGUGCGGGGAAGGUAUACAUCUACCACAGUGGCGUGGGAGGGCUUAUUGAUAAGCCCCGGCAGAUCAUUAGCGGGGAAGACAUUGGCCCCGGCAUCAAGACCUUUGGCUACUCCUUCAGUGGGGGGAUGGAUGUGGAUGGCAACUCCUACCCUGACCUCCUGGUGGGGACCCUCUCUGAAAAUAUUGUGCUGCUCAGAACCCGUCCAGUGAUCAACAUCUUAAACAAGACUUUUGCAGUUACCCCGAAGACCCUCGACCCGGCCAAAUGUACCCAAGACUCUUGCAUCAAGGUACAGUUCUGCUUCUCUUAUUCCCAAAGUGCUGGAGACCCCAAGUACAAGGAGACCAUCAACUUGAAUUACGUGGUGAAGGCUGACCAGGGCCGCCGUCGACCGCGCGUAUAUUUUGCUGGGACCCAGACUGCGGUCUACAAGGGACAGUUUUCCAUGCCGACCACCAAGUGCAAAACCUUGGAGGUCCUCCUAUGGCCCGACGUGCAAGACAAGCUGCACCCCAUUGCGUUCUCCAUCAGCUAUUCGCUCGCCAAGAAAGAGAGAGAAUUCAGGUUGGGCCUCCGUUCCCUUGACGCCUUUCCUGUCUUGAAUGAGGACCAGCCCCAUGAGAACCAUACUGAGAUUCAGUUCCAGAAGGAGUGUGGAACGGACAACAUCUGCAACAGCAACCUGCAAAUUCAGGCUUCCUUUAUGAAUGAUCAAAACCAGGAGCUGCCCAGGCGGAACGGCAUGCAGGUGUUACGUUACAACCGGGAAGUCAAGAAAUUGAACUUGGGCAUCAGCGUUACAAAUACGCCGACUUCGCCUACCAACGGAGAGGAUGCUCACGACGCCCUCCUCAACAUCACUUUCCCUCCCUUUCUGCGGCCUUCAUCAGUCCGGCCGAGUGGGGCCUGCGAUCUUGGGGAGACUGUGAUGUGUGAACUAGGCAACCCCUUCAAAAAGAAUAUGCAGGCAGAGCUGACCGUCGUGUUUGAAGUUAUUGGAAUCACACUGUCGACCCAGGAUAUCACUGUACAGGUGGCGCCUUUCACGAUGAGCAACCAGGAAGAUCUCACGCCAGUGGCAGCAGUCCUGUUGGUGAACUACACCAUUGAUUCAUCCCUGGCAGUCAGCCCGUUACUCCAGUCGUACUUUAGCGGGAAAGUCAUGGGAGAGUCAGCCAUGAAGCAUGAGGAAGAUGUCGGCAGCCCCCUCGAAUUCGACUUUCAGGUGACCGCAAAGGCUGAGUCUUUAGGUUCCUUGGGAACAAUCGUGUUAGGCUUCGAAUGGCCUUACGAAGCCAGCAAUGGGAAGUGGCUCUUGUACCCCACUGAGAUCCUGGUGAAAGGGAACGGAAGCUGGCUCUGUGAACCCCCCGGGCAAGUCAUCAACUACCUCAGCCUCACUCUAAUCGAUCAUGGCAGCACCUCGGCACGGAGGAAGCGUGAGCUGCAGGCAUCUCCAAAAGCUGAGCUUCCCGUCACCUUGGCAGCUGCAAAGAAAGCCAAGUCAGAAACGUCACUGACCUGUUCCAGAGGCACGUCUCGCUGCAUUUGGUUUGAGUGCCCCCUGUGGGACAUUGGAGCCGUGACAGACGUGAAGGUCCGAGCACGGGUCUGGAACAGCACCUUCAUCGAGGAUUUCAAUAACUUUGACCGUGUGAAGGUGGACGGGCACGCCACACUGUUUCUCAGGACAAACACCUCCACCAUCAACAUGAAAAAUCAUACUGUACAGUUCGCUGUGGACAUCGACUCCGAGCUGAGCGAAGAGCAGCCGGCUGAGAUUGAGCUGUGGCUGGUCUUGGUUGCCGUUGCAGCCGGACUUCUGCUUUUGGGGCUCAUUGUCUUACUGCUGUGGAAGUGUGGCUUCUUCCGGCGGGCAAGCACACGAGCCAUGUACGAGGCCAAGGGCCAGAAAGCCAUGAUGAAGAUCCAGCCAUCUGAAACUAAGCGGCUGACCGACAGCUUCUAGCUCCUGUCUCAGGGGGGAACACUGCCCACCCCUUUGCCCUGUGUCUUGUGCAACUUUUUCAAGCGAACCCGUUACUACCGGAUCAUGCCCAAGUACCACGCCAUUCGGAUCCGGCAGGAGGAGCGCUAUCA